Molecule: messenger RNA, 2399 nt
Organism: Fragaria vesca subsp. vesca
Lineage: Eukaryota; Viridiplantae; Streptophyta; Magnoliopsida; Rosales; Rosaceae
Exons: 14
Coding region: 60-1865 (601 amino acids)
Source: RefSeq, a predicted model, not a curated record
UUAUUUUGAUCCAGAUGAAAUCUGAGCUCUAAACUGUUUGAGUGAUUCGGUUAGCAACAAUGCCAGGUGAAGUAGUUUCAUAUCAAGAUGAUGACAAGUCCAGGACUUUUGACAUUGAAACCUCCGAGGACGAGAGGCGGAGGACUCGCAGUAGAUCUCUUAAGAAAAGGACUGCCAAUGCUUCCAUGAGGUUAACAAAUACUCUUAGGAGGCGCAGCAGCAAACGUGUCGCCAAUUGUCGAUAUGCAUUGAUAUCUGUUCAUGAUGUGAGGGAUGCCGAGGAGGAGGAAGCUGUCAUCACAUUUCGCGAGGCAUUGGUUGCUAGGAACAUGCUGCCUGUAUACUAUGAUGAUUAUCAUACAAUACUGAGAUUCUUAAAGGCAAGGAAGUUUGACAUGGAUAAAACCCUUCACAUGUGGGCAGAAAUGCUCAACUGGAGAAAAGAGUUUGGAGUAGAAUCUAUUGUAAAGGAUUUUGUAUACACUGAGUGUGAAGAGGUUCAACGUUUUUAUCCUCAUGGUUAUCAUGGUGUAGACAGGGAGGGACGACCUGUAUAUAUUGAAAGACUUGGCAAGGUUGAACCUAGCAAGCUAAUGAAUGUCACCACAGUGGAUCGGUUCCUAAAAUAUCAUGUCCAAGGUUUUGAGAAGGCUUUUGCUGAGAAGUUCCCAGCAUGUUCUAUUGCAGCCAAAAGGCAUAUAGAUUCUACAACAACUAUCUUAGAUGUCCAGGGGCUGAAUUGGGUGAGUUUUGGCAAGGUCGCACAUGACCUUGUUAUGCGCAUGCAGAAAAUUGAUGGAGAUAACUAUCCUGAGACAUUGCAUCAGAUGUUUGUGGUAAAUGCUGGUAACGGAUUCAAGCUGCUUUGGAACACAGCAAAAGGCUUUCUUGAUCCAAGAACUACCUCAAAGAUACAUGUGUUGGGCAACAGAUAUCGAAACAAGUUGUUGGAAGUUGUAGACUCAAGUCAACUUCCUGACUUCCUUGGGGGAGAUUGCUCAUGUCCAAAUGAAGGCGGGUGCCUUAGGUCUGGCAAGGGACCCUGGAAUGAUCCAGAAAUUAUGAAACUUGUACAUAUGGGAGAAGCAAUGUACAUGAGGAAAAUCAAUGGUUCUUCUGAUGGUGAUGAUUUAGGAGUCAAGCUACUUGCCUCUAAGGUCACAGACAGUGAAAUAAUAUCUACAGAGUCUGCAUCAGAUAUGAGGUCAAGUGCUUCUGGCAUCAUGGAACUACCAAUUUCUCAUUUUCAGAAUGAGAGGUCAAGUGACUCUGCAUCUAUUUGCAGCCUAGUUGAACCAGGUAGUGCUGCUGGAAAAGUGGAUGGUGCUAAUUCAAAUUCAACAAGUGAUUCAACCAUGUUAACUCAAAGAAGGCCACUGAAUACAUCCAUUCCACAUGCAGCGAGCCUAAUCAUUCGCUUCAUACUCAAGAUAUUAGCGUGCAUAUAUCAUGUAUUCCCGAGGAUGGGGAGAAUAUUUACUGCAUGUAAUGCAGCGAACAACUUAGAUAAACAAUGCAAACCACCACCAAUUGCACAUUCCAGUUCCCAAGAACAGCAGAUUGCCCAAGAAACAGAAGUUGACCCACUGUGGCAGAGACUGAAGCAAUUAGAAGGUUUGGUAACCGAACUGACUAACAAACCUACAAAAAUUCCUCAAGAAAAAGAAGACAUGCUUUGUGAAUCUUUGAGCCGUAUUAAAUCUAUAGAGUAUGACCUACAGAAGACAAAGAAAGCACUGCUUGCAACUGCAUCCAAACAAGUGGAGCUUGCUGAGUCACUAGAAAGCUUAAAGGAGAACAACUCCACCGGAGCAAUCUCUUGUUGGCCAAGACCAAGAAGUUGCAGAUAUAAUAACAUCCCGUGAUGAUGAGCACCAGUUUCUUGGGACAAAACCUACUGGUAUUGCUGAUCAUGCAUGUCGACUCAACAAAUGAAAACAUUACCACAUCUGAGUUCAUUGAUCCAUUCUUAAUGGAGUUGUCAUUUAAGGUGACUGAUCUCUUCCAUAUUGUCCUGGAUACAGAAUUAUCCAUCAUCUUAUUCUCUGUGCGCGUGCGUGUGCACGAAGCUCAUUAGUGUACAGUUGUCUUCCCAAUUAGAGACAAAUUCGGAAAAGAUCAUCUCACUUUGAUGUUCUUAUUUUUUUCUUCAGGAGUUCAGGUUGUCUUUUGUAGUUGCCAGUUGAUAGUAGUGAUCAACUGAGUAUAGAGUAAAGAGAAUAACGCUGGUGAUCAGGCCAUCAAUAUCAUUUAGAAUGGAGAUAAACGUGUGGAUAAACCUCUUUUUUUUUCUUUGGGUGUACAUAGAUAGUAUGACCAAUUUUCUGUCAUUUUCCCCUCUCCUCCCUGUGACUGAUACAGUAUAAUACAUGUCCCAGUUUGCAAUUUUGCAUUACAUA